Molecule: messenger RNA, 1065 nt
Organism: Prunus armeniaca (apricot)
Lineage: Eukaryota; Viridiplantae; Streptophyta; Magnoliopsida; Rosales; Rosaceae
Source: the annotation of a GenBank genome assembly
AUGACGGUAUUAGAAUAUGAAAAGAAAUUCAUCGAGUUGUCCAAGUAUUGCACACCACUAGUGGCAGAGGAAAGAAAGAAAUGUCAGCUGCUUACUAGAGGUUUGAAGGCAUCCAUUCGUGAUAUCGUGGUGGGCCAAUGUUUGGUAGAUUUUGGUGAUCUGGGCGAGGUGAUUCCCAUCGGCGUCAUUAUGAUUUGGGUGGUCCCAGUCAGGGGUCAUCCAAGAGGAGUAGCUUCAGCUCCUGAUCUUUUAGUGGUCGAAGUUAUAGAGGUUUUCGAGCUGGAACGGUAUAUAGUGGAAGGAGUCGCCCCCAGUAUGCCUUGUGCAACAGAUAUCAUACUGGGCCUUGUCAGCAGGGUGCCUCAGGGUGCUUUCAUUGUGGAUAGUCGGGGCAUCAUCAGGGGAGUGGUGUAUAGGGCCAAGUGCAGGAUACAUAUCAGUUUGUGGGAGCCUCUUCUAGCAAUGGGGCCCAAACUAGUACGGCUAGCAGAUGAGGAAGUCAGCAGAGGGGACGUGGUGGAAGUUCUAGAGCAACCGACUGGUUUUGCCCAUAAUUCGAAUGUGAGAAUCACAGCCCUGCGCGAGAAGCUUGCUAUUUUUGUACCCAUAGGAGAUGUUUUUAUGGCUAAUGUGGUGUACAUGAAUAGUUUGGUUUUGGUCGGAGAUGUAUUCUUGGAGGUGGACUUAAUUCGUUUAGAUAUCAUGGAUUUAGACGUCAUUCUGGGUAUGGAUUGGUUAGCUAAGCAUCAUGCUUCGGUUGACUGUUUCCGGAAGGAGGUUGUAUUCCGCAGUCCUAGACGACUUGAAGUAUCUUUCUAUGAGGAGCAUAGAGUUCUUCCAUCUUACCUCAUUUCAGCCAUGAUGGCGAGAUGGUUACUUAGAAAGGGAUGCUCAGGAUACUUGGCUCAUGUGAUUGAUACACAGGAUAAUGGAUUGCGUUUGGAAGAUAUUCCGGUGGUACGGGAGUUUCCGGAUGUGUUCCUAGAAGAUCUUCUUGGAUUACCUCCUGAAUGGGAGAUUGAAUUUACUAUUGAACUUAUCCUAAGAACAAAUCCUAUUUCUUAG